AUGUCCCUGAUAAAGAAACUUGAUCUUCUUGCUGAUUCACCUUUCCGCAAUGCCGAUGCUAUCCCUCUUCACUUCCCACCACCUCCACCUCCACCUCCAAGUCAACCUGAGGAUGCCUCUGAAUCUGAGGAUGAAGAUGGAGAUGAAGAUGAUGAUGCAGUUGCCAAGGAAGCUACCCCGGAGCAGGGUUUGUCCGACGUUCCUCAGGUCAACAAGAGUAUUGACGAAACUCUUGCCGAGAUUGAUGCCGAAGUUGCUGUGGAUAAGGAAGCCGAGGUAUCUCUUCAGGAGACUUCUGAGGUUCAGAUUCAGCCAGAUGCUGAUGUUCUUGGUAUGGAAAGGUUAAAAUCGGAGCUGCAAUCACGUGGGUUGAAAUGCGGGGGUACAUUGCAAGAGCGUGCUGCCAGGCUCUUCCUUCUCAAAACCACACCUUUGGAGAAGCUUCCAAAAAAGCUGCUUGCUAAGAAAUGA
Messenger RNA from Camellia sinensis, 471 nucleotides. The record is from RefSeq and is a predicted model, not a curated record. Lineage: Eukaryota; Viridiplantae; Streptophyta; Magnoliopsida; Ericales; Theaceae.